ACUCUGUUUUUGGCCAUGGAGAAUCUGAACUCUAAGUACUCUUACUACUUAUUGCUAUUUUUUGUUAUCUUUUUAUUAAAAUACUUUUUUCAUUCCAAAAAACGUUUACCACCUAGUCCUCUAUCUCUUCCAAUAAUUGGCCAUCUUUACCUUAUCAAAAAUUCAUUUCAUCAGACAUUAACCUCAUUAUCAACUAAAUGUGGACCGAUUAUGUACCUCCGGUUAGGCUGUCGAAAUUUGCUUAUUGUGACUUCUCCAUCCGCUGUUGAAGAAUGUUUCGCUAAAAACGAUAUCAUAUUUGCUAACCGUCCUCAGACUAUGACUGGAGAUAAGUAUUCAUUCAACUAUAAGUCUGUUGUUUGGGCUCCUUAUGGUUAUCAUUGGAGGGCGCUUCGCCGUCUAAUGGUAAUUGAGAUUUUCUCUUUCAAUAGCCUUCAAAAGUCUUCUGCAUUGAGGAGUGAAGAAAUUAGAAUUCUUAUUCGCGGUUUAUUUAAAGCUAAUUGUAAUAGGAGUGGGAGUAGUGGUGUGAAAAUUAACUUGAGUAAUUGGGUUUUUACUUUUUCUUUUAAUGUUAUGAUGAGAAUUGGUACUGGGAAACGUUGCGUAAGUGAGGAGGAGAUAGGAACAGAGAAGGGUAAAGAAAUUAUUGAAGAGAUCAAGGGAAUUUUCUUCGCGACGUUGUUGUUUUUGAAUGUGUGUGAUUUCUUGCCAGUAUUGAAAUGGUUUGGGUAUAAAGGGAUUGAGAAGAGGAUGGUUUCAGCUCAUAAGAAGAGAAAUGAAUUCUUGAAUAGUUUAUUUGACGAAUUUCGACAGAAGAAAGUUAGUCCUAUUAGUGUUUCGGAGUCCAGUACUGAUGGAAACAGAGAGAAGAAGGGCACAUUGGUUGAAACUCUGUUGUCUCUGCAAGAAUCAGAACCCGAAUUCUAUACAGAUGAUCUCAUUAAAAGUGUUGUACUGAUGUUGUUUAUUGCAGGAACAGAGACUACAUCGAUGACCAUUCAAUGGGCAAUGCGACUUCUUUUAGCUCACCCCGAGGCAUUUCACAAGCUGAGAGCUGAGAUUGACAGCAAAGUGGGGAACGAGCGUUUGCUCAAUGAAUCUGAUUUCACUAAUCUUCCUUAUUUGCAGUGUGUUAUAAACGAGACGUUGAGAUUAUACCCUCCAGUACCGCUUCUGUUGCCUCACUACUCAUUAGAAGAUUGUACUAUUGGUGGCUAUGAUGUACCAAAACAUACGAUCCUAAUGGUUAACGCUUGGGCCAUCCAUAGGGACCCCGAGGUAUGGGAAGAGCCUGAAAAGUUUAAGCCGGAAAGAUUUGAGGGUAUGGAAGGGGAAAAAGAAGGGUUCAAUUAUAAAUUUGUGCCAUUUGGAAUGGGAAGAAGAGCUUGCCCUGGAGCUGCAAUGGGCUUACGCACUGUUUCGUUGGUUUUAGGUUCGUUGAUUCAGUGGUUUGAUUGGGAAAAUGUGGAAUUCGAGGAAAACUUGGAUGCGUGCUAUAAUACUAGAAUCACUUUGAACAAGGAAAAGCCUUUGGAGGCCAUAUGCAUUCCGCGCCAGAAUUGUAUUCGAUUCCUUGACCAGCUCUGUAUUGAAAUUAUUAUUCGCAGUUUGUUUAAGGACAGUAAUAAGAAUGGGAGUAGUAGUGCAAAAAUUAACUCGAGUAGUUGGGUAAAUACUUAUGUGUUCAAUUUUAUGAUGAGAAUUUGUACUGGAAAACGUUGCGUAAAUGAGGAAGAUAUAGGAGCAGAGAAGGGCAAACAAAUAAUUGAAGAGACGAGGGGAUUUAUCUUCCCGGCCUUUGCGUUGAUUUUGAACGUGUGUGAUUUCUUGCCACAGUGUUGUUUCGUGAUGAUUCUCGCCGGAGAUGGCGGAUCUGAUGUGUUUGGGGUCGGGUAUUUGUCUACAACUCUGUUUUUGGCCAUGGAGAUUCUGAACUCUAAGUACUCUUACUACUUAUUGCUAUUUUUUGUUAUCUGUUUAUUAAAAUGCUUUUUUCAUUCCAAAAAACGUUUACCACCUAGUCCUCUAUCUCUUCCAAUAAUUGGCCAUCUUUACCUUAUCAAAAGUUCAUUUCAUCAGACAUUAACCUCAUUAUCAACUAAAUAUGGACCGGUUAUGUACCUCCGGUUAGGCUGUCGAAAUUUGCUUAUUGUGACUUCUCCAUCCGCUGUUGAAGAAUGUUUCGCUAAAAACGAUAUCAUAUUUGCUAACCGUCCUCAGACUAUGACUGGAGAUAAGUAUUCAUUCAACUAUAAGUCUGUUGUUUGGGCUCCUUAUGGUUAUCAUUGGAGGGCGCUUCGCCGUCUAAUGGUAAUUGAGAUUUUCUCUUUCAAUAGCCUUCAAAAGUCUUCUGCAUUGAGGAGUGAAGAAAUUAGAAUUCUUAUUCGCGGUUUAUUUAAAGCUAAUUGUAAUAGGAAUGGGAGUAGUGGUGUGAAAAUUAACUUGAGUAAUUGGGUUUUUACUUUUUCUUUUAAUGUUAUGAUGAGAAUUGGUACUGGGAAACGUUGCGUAAGUGCGGAGGAGAUAGGAACAGAGAAGGGUAAAGAAAUUAUUGAAGAGAUCAAGGGACUUUUCUUCGCGAAUUUGUUGUUUUUGAAUGUGUGUGAUUUCUUUCCAGUAUUGAAAUGGUUUGGGUAUAAAGGGAUUGAGAAGAGGAUGGAUUCAGCUAAUAAGAAGAGAAAUGAAUUCUUGAAUAGUUUAUUUGACGAAUUUCGACAGAAGAAAGUUAGUCCUAUUAGUGUUUCGGAGUCCAGUACUGAUGGAAACAGAGAGAAGAAGGGCACAUUGGUUGAAACUCUGUUGUCUCUGCAAGAAUCAGAACCCGAAUUCUAUACAGAUGAUCUCAUUAAAAGUGUUGUACUGAUGUUGUUUAUUGCAGGAACAGAGACUACAUCGAUGACCAUUCAAUGGGCAAUGCGACUUCUUUUAGCUCACCCCGAGGCAUUUCACAAGCUGAGAGCUGAGAUUGACAGCAAAGUGGGGAACGAGCGUUUGCUCAAUGAAUCUGAUUUCACUAAUCUUCCUUAUUUGCAGUGUGUUAUAAACGAGACGUUGAGAUUAUACCCUCCAGUACCGCUUCUGUUGCCUCACUACUCAUUAGAAGAUUGUACUAUUGGUGGCUAUGAUGUACCAAAACAUACGAUCCUAAUGGUUAACGCUUGGGCCAUCCAUAGGGACCCCGAGGUAUGGGAAGAGCCUGAAAAGUUUAAGCCGGAGAGAUUUGAGGGUAUGGAAGGGGAAAAAAAAGGGUUCAAUUAUAAAUUUGUGCCAUUUGGAAUGGGGAGAAGAGCCUGCCCUGGAGCUGCAAUGGGCUUACGUACUGUUUCGUUGGUUUUAGGUUCAUUGAUUCAGUGGUUUGAUUGGGAAAAUGUGGAAUUCGAGGAAAACUUGGAUGCGUGCUAUAAUACUAGAAUCACUUUGAACAAGGAAAAGCCUUUGAAGGCCAUAUGCAUUCCGCGCCAGAAUUGUAUUCGAUUCCUUGACCAGCUCUGAGUUUAUUAUCCAUGUAUUGUAAGGAUCUACCUUUGUGUUAUUAGUGAAUGUUUAUAAAUAAGUACAUGAGUUUAAGCACAA
This is a messenger RNA of Solanum verrucosum, 3573 nucleotides long. RefSeq lists its product as uncharacterized. Lineage: Eukaryota; Viridiplantae; Streptophyta; Magnoliopsida; Solanales; Solanaceae. Gene Ontology annotation, molecular function: monooxygenase activity; iron ion binding; oxidoreductase activity, acting on paired donors, with incorporation or reduction of molecular oxygen. The record is from RefSeq and is a predicted model, not a curated record. The coding region runs from base 16 to 3492 and encodes 1158 amino acids. The transcript has 6 exons.